Molecule: messenger RNA, 660 nt
Organism: Medioppia subpectinata
Lineage: Eukaryota; Metazoa; Arthropoda; Arachnida; Sarcoptiformes; Oppiidae
Source: the annotation of a GenBank genome assembly
ACAGUACACUAUAAUAGAGCGCAAGUGUGUCAAUAGGUGUCGCUAUUGUAUUGCCAUUACUUUAUGUCAAGUCAUUGAACACUGAAUUCACUCAACACAACAUUGUCUCAAACAUUGUCACAAACAUUGUCACUGAAUACCAGCGCAAAGCAGAUCCAAGCCAUGUCUUUGCCCACUAAACACCAACGACUCGCUGAUGAGGCCAUCGGUGGCCAACUCGACGAUCAACGCUCUCUGAAGGCCGACAACGAGAUGCUCAUCAAUGGUUUCCAAUCGAUUCGUCAACGAGUGGUCGGAAAACAUCCGUUGGAAGCGUUGGAGAAGACAUAUCAGCAACGGAUGGAUAACCAGGGGUUCAGUCUCUUGAAGUCAGUUCAGGGCAUUCACGCGCCCCUCAGACUCAUUCACGAGCGCCGGGCGGCCCAACACAUGCGCCGACUGCCAGGCCUUAGCAGCUCUAACCUAAUGCUCGAUGUGUUGACCGGAAGGGACGAAGAGAUUGGUCCUCAAGACUAUCUCAACGGUAAUGUGAACGAGACACUGGAAGUGAUGGCACCGAUUCAUAUGUUAUGCGAACGCCAAUAAAAAUGUGUAUUAAAUCUAAAGUGAACUCAAAUCUAAAUUAUAACUUUUUUUCUAAUAAAUAACUUUUCUUAACAA